Galeopterus variegatus (Sunda flying lemur) is the source of this 2546-nucleotide messenger RNA. It is a transcript of the gene TMCO4, whose product is annotated as transmembrane and coiled-coil domains 4. NCBI's taxonomy places the organism in Eukaryota, Metazoa, Chordata, Mammalia, Dermoptera, Cynocephalidae. The transcript is spliced from 13 exons. The record is from RefSeq and is a predicted model, not a curated record. Bases 1 to 1884 code for a protein of 627 amino acids.
AUGGCCACAUGGAACAGGCUGGCCGAGCCAGCUGCAGAGGGGCAGCCGCCUCUGCCCACGGGCCGGGAGCUGACUGAGGCCAACCGCUUUGCCUAUGCCGCCCUCUGUGGCAUCUCCCUGUCCCAGCUAUUUCCAGAACCUGAGCAAAGCUCCUUCUGCAUGGAGUUUGUGGGGGGCCUGGUGAAGUGGCUGGAGUUGUCCGAAGCUGUCUUGCCAACCAUGACUGCUUUUGCCAGCGGCCUGGGGGGCGAGGGAACAGACGUGUUUGCUCAGAUUUUAUUGAAGGACCCCAUCUUGAAGGGCGACCCAUCCAUGAUCACGCAGGAUCUUCUGAGCUUCUCACUCAAGGAUGGGCGCUAUGAUGCCCGGGCCAGAGUCCUCGUUUGCCACAUAACCUCCCUGCUCCAAAUGCCAUUGGAAGAACUGGAUUUCCUUGAAGAGACGUUUCUUGAAAGCCUGAAGGAAACCAAAGAAGAGGAAUCUGAAAUGGCCGAGGCAUCCCGGAAGAAGAAAGAAAAUCGGAGGAAGUGGAAGCGUUAUCUCCUGAUAGGCCUGGCGACUGUCGGAGGCGGGACAGUGAUCGGUGUUACCGGGGGUCUAGCUGCCCCCCUUGUUGCUGCUGGAGCCGCAACAAUCAUUGGCAGUGCCGGGGCAGCGGCUCUGGGCUCGGUGGCCGGCAUAGCUGUCAUGACCUCGCUCUUCGGUGCAGCUGGAGCUGGCUUGACAGGAUACAAGAUGAAGAAGCGUGUUGGGGCCAUUGAAGAGUUCACGUUCCUGCCUCUGACGGAGGGCAGGCAGCUGCACAUCACCAUCGCUGUCACCGGGUGGCUCUCAUCUGGCCAAUACCGCACCUUCAGUGCCCCAUGGGCUGCCCUGUCCCGUAGCCGUGAACAAUAUUGCCUGGCCUGGGAGGCCAAGUACCUGAUGGAGCUUGGCAACGCCCUGGAGACCAUCCUCAGUGGUCUUGCCAACAUGGUGGCCCAGGAGGCCCUGAAGUACACAGUGUUAUCUGGCAUUGUGGCUGCCCUGACCUGGCCAGCCUCACUCCUCGCUGUCGCCAACGUCAUUGACAACCCCUGGGGAGUGUGUCUCCAUCGAUCUGCAGAGGUUGGCAAGCACCUGGCCCACAUCCUGCUCUCCCGGCAGCAGGGCCAGCGACCUGUCACCUUGAUUGGCUUCAGCCUGGGGGCCAGAGUCAUCUACUUCUGUCUGCAAGAGAUGGCUCAAGAGAAAGAUUGCCAAGGGAUCAUUGAAGAUGUCGUCCUGCUGGGUGCACCCGUCGAGGGAGAAGCCAAGCACUGGGAGCCUCUCCGGAAGGUCGUGUCUGGGAGGAUUAUCAAUGGCUAUUGCAGGGGAGACUGGCUGCUGAGCUUCGUGUACCGCACGUCCUCGGUGCAGCUCCGCGUGGCCGGCCUGCAGCCUGUGCUGCUGCAGGACAGGAGGGUGGAGAACGUGGACCUGUCCUCGGUGGUCAGCGGCCACCUGGACUACGCCAAGCAGAUGGACGUCAUCCUGAAGGCCAUGGGCAUCCGCACCAAGCCAGGCUGGGACAAGAAGGGGCUCUUGCUGGCCCCAGGCAGCCUGCCCCAAGAGGCGCCUCCCCAGGCAGCAGCCACCGCCACCUCAUCGGGCAAGACCACCCACCAGGAUGAUGGGCAGACCCAGAGUCCUGCACCUGGAGACACCCCCAAAGUGACCAUGUCCACUGACUCCAGCCAAGCGCAGGUGCUAACGGGGCUGGACCAGUCUGAAGGGGCCUCCCUUCCUGCUGCUGUCAGCCCUGCUGAGAGCCCCCAGAUCUGCAGCCAUGGCAUGGGCCCCAACCCACUGGGCUGCCCCGACUGUGCGCAUGAGGCCCAGGGGCCCUGCGCAGGGCUGGACUGACCCCAGCAGAGGACCUGAGCUGUCUUCCCAGAUUUCAAUAUGCAGCUGUCUCUUACACCCCUUCAGCUUCCUCACAUGAGCUCUGAAGAUGUGGGAUCUAUCUCCACAAGGGUCUUUCCUAAAUGGAAGGAAAUGGAAUUGAAAGGAAUUGGAAGGAAAGGGUAUUUGGGGGAGAAAACAUUCCUUCCCUGGGGAAGCAAGCCAGAGACCUGCAAUGUCAACCAAGCACAGUUCAGAGCCCUGGGACUCUAAACCAGCCAUGGGCUUUCUGCACUUCAGUUCACAGCUGAGGGGACUUGCCACUCAUCAAGAGGUCCAGAUGGCUCUCCAGGGCCUGAGGCUCCCACACCACCUCUCCCUGGGCCUCAGUAAAGCCAGGUUUCUGCCUUCUCUUCCAACCACACUUGAGGCUACCUGCCCACAGGCACCACCAACUGGCACCUACAAAGCAGGUACAGCUGUGGGGGGAGAGCUUACUCUCCUUGCUGUUAGGAGAUCCAAUCAGAUCUGCCGCACACAUUUGUGCAGGCUGUGCACUGCACAAGUACGGGGCAUCAGUCACACAGACAGGAUGUGAGUGGCACCCCCCAAAGUUGUGCAACACGGUGGCCCUGGAUAUCAUUGUAACAGAGCAUGGUGAAUAAAUGCUUAAUAAGCAUUCA